Molecule: messenger RNA, 624 nt
Organism: Geodia barretti
Lineage: Eukaryota; Metazoa; Porifera; Demospongiae; Tetractinellida; Geodiidae
Source: the annotation of a GenBank genome assembly
AUGCUCAUGGACGGACUUGAGUUUUCUUUGGGAGACUACACGCUCAAUAUGGGAGCAACUAUCACUCUGAAAGAACAUCCCGACCUCAAAACGCGUGAGUUGGUGUACAAGAAUAUCUAUUCUUCCAGGGGAGCACCCGGGUUUGGUGUCAUGCAGACGCUCAUGAUGCCAAUGUCACAGUUAGCCUUCAACUCGUACACAAAGGUUCAAGUCGAGAAUGUCACCCUUGAUGUGAACAUAGAGGAUAAACGGCGAACGGCGAGCAUUCAGAGUCUCCGGAUGGAUAAACUCCGCUAUCGACCUGGGGAUACUGUUGAGGUGGAAAUUACUUUGCAACCCUAUUUCGAAACCCCCAUAGUGCAGACAGGGACAAUCACGAUUCCUAAAGAUGUUCCAGAGGGGGUCGUCACGCUCCUUGCCACCAAUGCCAACUUUCACGAAUCUUGGCAGCGUAACCGGGCACCCUUGAAUUUCGCCACAAAACAUCAACCAAUUAGUCGAAUUGUUGGCAAACGAGGCGAAAAUAACUCGGAAAUUAUUAUGGAACUCUUUGUGCUGAACCGGGACUCACUGUUCAGGGUAAAGAAUUCGCACAUCUGCCGCCUUCAGUCAUGUCCGUCAUGA